Molecule: messenger RNA, 1203 nt
Organism: Eupeodes corollae
Lineage: Eukaryota; Metazoa; Arthropoda; Insecta; Diptera; Syrphidae
Product: estradiol 17-beta-dehydrogenase 8
Exons: 3
Coding region: 243-983 (246 amino acids)
Molecular function (GO): oxidoreductase activity, acting on the CH-OH group of donors, NAD or NADP as acceptor
Source: RefSeq, a predicted model, not a curated record
UCGCUUCGGUUGUCAUCUCUAGGGUGGUGGCUGCCGGUAGUCAAAGUCAAUGUGCUAGGAUCAGUUCGUCAACAUAUUUCCCCGGAGGUUGUAGUGUCGAGCUCGAAAUUCAAGAAUUAUAAUAUACGAAAUAAAGUCGACAAAAGUGAAACAAAUAUAAAAAUAAAGCAAUUUGCAUUUUUAUCUGUUUUAAAAUAUUGAAAUAAGUCCAUUAGCCUUUAAAGCAAUUAAAUAAAUACAAAAUGCCGGGACCACUUUUUGGAAAACUUGCUAUUGUGACAGGUGCUGGAUCUGGAAUUGGAAGAGCUGUUUGCAAGGUAUUAGCUCGUGAUGGCGCACGUAUUAUAGCUGCCGACAAAAACAUACAAACUGCCAUGGAAACCAUCUCGAAUUUCGGUGCAGAAUCAAGUGCCGUUGAAGUGGACGUUUCCUCCCUCGACAGUGUUUGCAAAGCUCUUGACACUUGUAUAAAAAAAUACAAGCAACCACCAUCGAUUGUUGUGAACUCGGCUGGAAUUACGCGCGAUUGCUAUCUAUUGAAAAUGGAAGAACGUGAUUAUGACGAUGUUUACAAGGUCAAUCUCAAGGGUACCUUCUUGAUUACACAGCAGUUUGCAAAGGCCAUGGUUCAAUACAAAGUCUCUGGAUCAAUUGUUAAUAUCUCGAGUAUUGCAGCAAAAUUGACAACAAUUGGUCAGGCCAACUAUGCAGCAUCAAAAUCCGGAGUGAUUUCGUUUACAGAAGUUGCAGCAAAGGAAUUUGGUAAAUUCAACAUAAGAGUUAAUUCCAUUUUGCCAGGAUACAUUGACACUCCGAUGGUUGAUGCUGUGCCAGAGCAUAUUAAGGAGAAGGUGUCACGAAUUUGUCCCUUAGGCAGAUUGGGUCAACCAGAAGAGGUGGCUGAGGUGAUUUCGUUCCUGGCAUCAAAGAAGGCUUCGUACAUUAAUGGUGCGUCUGUUGAGGUGACAGGAGGAUUGUCCUAAACUAUGUACCAUAUUAUAUCCCUCAAGUCGAGAGCUCCUGGUCUGGAUAUCAUCACUUAUGUAUAUAAUUCAAUGUGUACAUUUUGAAUUAGUGCAUUUAUCUAUACAUAUAAUAAUAUUCCUGAGUGUUUUUCUUUGGAUAUUAUAUUUUCAGUCUUUAUCUGUGUAAAAUUUUGGUUUUUGUAUUUAAAUAAAAACAAUAUUCUCAUUAUUUUCUUGA